Trichogramma pretiosum is the source of this 2205-nucleotide messenger RNA. RefSeq names its product zinc finger protein 91-like. The coding region runs from base 1 to 2205 and encodes 734 amino acids. Lineage: Eukaryota; Metazoa; Arthropoda; Insecta; Hymenoptera; Trichogrammatidae. The transcript has a single exon. The record is from RefSeq and is a predicted model, not a curated record.
AUGUCAGCCUUGGUAAAAUGUACAGUCGGAAAUCAAAAUAGCAAAAUACGACACAAAUGCGAUUAUUGCGGUAAGAUUCUCUUAACUAAACGAAAUUUGAAGAAUCACGUGGAUGGUGUUCAUUUGAAGCUAAAGAAAUUUGUUUGCGACGAUUGUGGACAGCCAUUCAGUUCUAAUUGUAACUUGAAUAGACACAUUGUCACAGUUCAUGAAAAAAUCAAAGACCAUAAAUGCGAAGAAUGUGGCAAGUAUUUUGGACAUGUGGAGGAAUGUGAAAAGUCUUUUGGUGAAAAAAGUAACUUGAAUAAACACAUUGCUGAAGUACAUAAAAAAAUCACAGAUCACAAAUGCUUCGAGUGCGGCAAAUCUUUUGGAAAAAAGGGUAAUCUGAUGAGGCACAUCGAUGCAGUUCAUUUGACAAUCAAAGACCAUAAAUGCGAAGAAUGUGGCAAGUAUUUUGGACAUGUGGAGGAAUGUGAAAAGUCUUUUGGUGAAAAAAGUAACUUGAAUAAACACAUUGUUGAAGUACAUAAAAAAAUCACAGAUCACAAAUGCUUCGAGUGCGGCAAAUCUUUUGGAAAAAAGGGUAAUCUGAUGAGGCACAUCGAUGCAGUUCAUUUGACAAUCAAAGAACAUAAAUGCGAAGAAUGUGGGAAGUUCUUUGGACAAAAAACUUACCUGAUGAGACACAUAGAUUUAGUUCAUCUCGGAAUGAAAGAACACAUGUGUGAGGAAUGUGGAAUGUCUUUUGGUGAAAAAAGUAAAUUACAUAGACAUAUUGCCAGGGUACAUGAAAAAAUAAAAAAUCACAAAUGCUUCGAGUGUGACAAGUCGUUUGGAGAAAAGUCUUGUUUGAUGAGACACAUCGAUGCAGUUCAUUUGAAACUCAAAGAAUUUAAGUGUGAGGAAUGUGGAAAGUCUUAUGGUAAAAAAAGGGACUUGCAUACGCACAUUGCUACAGUUCACGAAAAAAUCACAGACUACAAAUGCUUCGAGUGUGGCAAAUCGUUUGGACAAAAUAGUCAUCUGAUGAGGCAUAUCGAUGCAGUUCAUUUGAAACUAAAAGAACACAUAUGUAAGGAAUGUGAAAAAUCUUUUGGAUAUAAACGUGACUUAAAUAGACACAUUGCUGUAGUUCAUGAAAAAGUUAAAGAUCACAAAUGCAAAGAGUGUGACAAGUCUUUUGGACGAAAAAGUGAUCUUAUGAAGCAUAUAGAUGUAAUUCAUUUGAAUCUGAAAGAACACAUGUGUGAGGAAUGUGGCAAAUCUUUUGGUUAUACAAGUAAUUUGAAUAAACACAUUAGUGUAGUACACAAGAAAAUCAAAGAUCAUAAAUGCGAAGAAUGUGGCAAGUUCUUUGGACAAAAAAUUAAUAUGAUAAACCACAUAGAUUCAGUUCAUCUCGGAAUCAAAGAAUAUAUGUGCGGAGAAUGUGAAAAGUCAUUUCGUAAAAAAAGUACCUUAGAUAACCACAUUGACACAGUUCAUAAAAAAAUAAAAGAUUACAAAUGCUUGAAGUGUAGCGAAACUUUCGGACAAAAAAAGGAUAUGAUGAAACACAUAGAUCUUGUUCAUUUGAAAAACAGAGAAAACAUGUGUAAAGAUUGUGGAAAAUCAUUUGUUGCUAAAACGGACUUACUUCUACACAUUACUGCGGCUCAUAAAAAAAUCAUAGAUCACAAAUGCUUCGAGUGUGGUAAGACUUUUGGACGAAAGAGUAAUCUUAUGCGACACAUUGAUGUGGUUCAUCUAUUAAUCAAAGAACAUAUAUGCAAAGAAUGUGGAAAGGCUUUGGGUUCUAAAAAAGACUUGAAUAAUCACAUUAGUGCAACACACAAAAAUAUCAAAGAUCACAAUUGCUUCGAGUGUGGCAAGUGUUUUGGACAAAAAAGCAGUUUGAUGAGACACAUAGAUGAAGUUCAUUUAAAACUCAAAAAAUACAAAUGUGAAAAAUGUGAGAAUAUUUUUAGUAGAAAAAAGCACUUGCUUACACACAUUACUACGGUUCAUAAAAAAAUCAAAGAUCACAAAUGUUUCGAGUGCGGCAAGUCGUUUGGAGAAAAGAGUAAUUUGAUGAAACACAUAGAUUUAGUUCAUUUGAAUCUGAAAGAACACACGUGCGAGGAAUGUAGGACAUCUUUUGGUGAAAAAAUUAACUUACACAGACAUAUUGCCACAGUCCAUAAUAAUAUCAAAGAUCACUAA